This is a messenger RNA of Triticum aestivum (bread wheat), 612 nucleotides long. RefSeq lists its product as uncharacterized. The coding region runs from base 1 to 612 and encodes 203 amino acids. Lineage: Eukaryota; Viridiplantae; Streptophyta; Magnoliopsida; Poales; Poaceae. The record is from RefSeq and is a predicted model, not a curated record. The transcript has 3 exons.
AUGAUUUCAUCGGUCGGUGGCGAGUCGUAUACAUCGGCGGAGGCGUGCAGAGCGGCGGCGGAGGAGGCGCGCAGGAAGAACCGGCCGAAGGAGGAGCGGCCGGCCGUGGAUAAGUGGGCGGCGAUGGGGGAUCCCGAGGCGGCGGCGUACCAUAGCUGGCUGCAGAGUGAAGGGAUGGAGUUGUUCGUGAGAAGGCAGACGGAGGAGAGGCAUGCCCGAUUGGACGACUGGCCGUCGCCCGACGAGAGGGCCGUAUGCGCUCGUAGCUACCGCAACGGCUGGAACCAAAUGUGGGCAUGCCAACGAGGCACCUACGAGGACACCACGGCUAUCCCGGCCAUGCGUUAUACGGACGUCAAGCCACCAGCAUGGCGUCACGUUGAUCCGACAGGAACUCUGCAGAUCUUUUCCUUCAAAGUCGCGGCGAUAGCAGAGGAAUUGCAGUGGCCACUGGAUGUGUAUGGCUUGAUCGCGAUAAGAGAUCACCUAGACCGCAACCGCAAUAUCAUCUUUGCUCGCGCGAGGGAUAACUGCCAAACCAUCAGUUUGGAGCUACUUCUAAACUUGUUAAAUUGCAAAUGCAAAAUAAUUCUUUUGAACAGGAUAUGUUAA